ACAGGAGAUUCUGAGAGGGGGAAACGGAAUUGAGAGGCCAAAGCGGGGAAGAUAGAACGUGAGGGUCAAUUUAUUUUCCCUUCCUCGACAGCAGUUUUAGAGAUCGAAAUUGCGCAGAGAAGGCACCUUUCAACACUGCAACCCUUACCUCUGUCCUUCUCCUCCUUCUCCUUCGUCUUCACCAUAACCCUCGUCUUCAUCUUCUUCUUCUUCUUCUUCUUCUUAGCUUCUUCUCAUGUGGGUUUUUUUUCCUGGCGCGGUCGCCUACUUCAAAAUCUCUCUCUCUCUCUCUCUCUCUCUCUCUCUCUUGAUCACGUUGGAUUUGAUCCGGAGAUUUAGGUGAAUGUGAGCUGGUUUGCCGUUUGGGUUUCGGCGAUAUCUUCUUCUGGGGGUCAUCUUGGAGGCCAACACAUUCGAAAGGUCUCCAAUGGAGGAAGAUCUUCACCGAGAGACUAAGCUGAUGGCGAGCAGCGGUGUACUCUACAUCAAGCUGAACAUCCAGAAAGCUCAGUGCAGCAGUGAAAAAGACGGUGGUAGCAGUUAUGAGGAAGAAGACGACCACGUGGAGUAUCCGGCGGCAUCUGAGUCGACUUCUCCGGUAUGCAUGUUUUGCAGGAAAGGAUUUAGCUCAGGGAAAGCUUUGGGCGGUCACAUGAGAAUUCACGCUCAGUCCACCAAAGAGCCUCUGCGCAAGAAGAUUCACGGACGGAAGAUCAAGAGAAGCGGUACCAAGAACAACAGCCGGCGGAGCUCGGCCACGAUGGCGGGAGGUCAGGAUGAUCACCAGACUUGUGUGAUUUGUGGCAAGAGUUUCCCUUCGAUAAAGUCCUUGUACGGGCACAUGAGAUCGCAUCCUGAGAGGGAAUGGAGGGGAAUUCAGCCUCCUUCAGCCGCUGCGGCCAAACAAAGCUCACCAUCCACUGUCUCGGAUUCGGUGGUUGUUCGGAAGGCAGACGAUGAUCAGAUUGGUUCUGAUGAUGAUGCUAAGGAGAGGAGCUCAGGUGCUGUAGAUCUAUCAAAGUCCGUCCCAGGAUGGGGGGUCACCGCUAAAAGAGGCAAGAAAGCCGGUACACCCUCCGUCGCAGGCUCAGGCUCAGGAUCAGGAUCGGGGUCGAGGUCCGGUUCGGGUGAGGGUGUGGGUUUAGACGCACAGGUGCAAGAAGCUCUUGUGAUGCUUGCUGAUGGGAAUCCACCGAGUAAAGUCUCGCCAUUGAUUAGGCCCAGAAUCGACGCAACAACUGAUGACAAGGAUGAGCAUAGGAUGGAGGAGAAUUGCAAAGCGAAUUGCUGCAUAGAUUCUUAUUCUGGCAUUGAAGCUAGAAACUGCAGUGCAAUAGCAGAAAACAAAGAAGUGGAGGCCUUUUCAGAAACUGAGUUAAAACCUAAAAAGCCUGUAAAUAUGAUGAUGAACCGUGUUAAAGAAGAACGGGUACAACGUUCCUACUAUAAACUUGGCAGCGAGUUGAAGAAGAGUAGAAGGAUCAAAAGGUUCAGGGACUUGGAAGAACUACACGCUGAUUACGAUGUCCAGAAUAGAAUCGUCGAUCCUGCGACACCUGGUAGGUUCAAGUGCAGUAUUUGCAACAAGUCCUUUUCAAGCCACCAAGCCUUGGGUGGUCACAAGUCCAGCCACAGCAAGCCCACCAAGAACAGUCAAACUAUCAGAAGAGAUCGUGAAACAGUGUCGGCGGAGUUCUCAGCAGUGCCUGGGAGUUACAGGCUUGAUGCAGACUUGAGUACCCCGUUGAGCCAAGUGGCUAAUUCGCCCAGCGCAAUCGGCGAGAUGAGCAGCAAAGUGUUGGAUUUCGACCUCAAUGAGCUCCCACCCAUGGAAGAUGAUAAGGAAAGGGUUGUUGGUCUUGGUGCUGAUUCUGGACAUUGCAGUGGGUGAACCAUGCAGUGGAGCUGGUUUUUGUACAUUCCCUCUGACAAAUUGGAUUUAGCAAUAAUCGACUGCUACAAACUUUGAUGCUCCUAGGAAGUGUAGAAAAAGUCUUUCAGGUCAUCAGUAGGAAAUCAAGUUUUGAGCUUUUUCUGAUAGUUUUUACUUUUUUUUGUCCGUUUCUUCUCGGUGAUGGCUUCUGAUAUUAGGAAAAAUUCGGGGUCUUUGAGGAACCCUCUUGGUUC
Messenger RNA from Eucalyptus grandis, 2127 nucleotides. RefSeq lists its product as uncharacterized. NCBI's taxonomy places the organism in Eukaryota, Viridiplantae, Streptophyta, Magnoliopsida, Myrtales, Myrtaceae. The record is from RefSeq and is a predicted model, not a curated record. The transcript is spliced from 2 exons. Gene Ontology annotation, molecular function: DNA-binding transcription factor activity. The coding region runs from base 428 to 1891 and encodes 487 amino acids.